GCCUGCGGGCGGCCGACGGCGCGCGGGGGCAGGUUCUUCGGUCGCGGCGCCCGUGGGUUGGGCGGCGGGGUGCGGCCUGGCGCUUCCGCCCUAGGUCGAGUAGGGAGCAGAGGCAUGGAGCCCGGCUAGCAGCCGACGCGAGGCCUGGCUGGGUGAGGAGAGCGGCGGGCUGGAGGUUGCACACGUGAGAGGAAAUACUCUUUUUGGGCCAGAGUCUGGGUACAUACGAAGGCAAAUUCUCACCCUCUCACAGACACACCUAGGAAUCGCCACUGAGAGGAUCGCGUCUCUAAAAGGCUUUUUUGAGUGUUCUCAGAUUUGAGUUUAGUCAAUAACUGUCAAGCUGGCUAGAAGACUGUUCUGGAAGUGGUGGAGGCACAUCCUAAGGUUCAGGAUGAGCACAUGCUGCUGGUGCACCCCGGGCGGGGCCUCCACUGCCGACUUCCUGCAGCGCUACGCGUCCAGGGCCCCGGGCGGCGCGUCCCCCGCAGCAGAGGAGUUCCACACCGCAGACGAAGACCUCUGCUACUGCUUGGAGUGUGUGACCGAGUACCACAGGGCUCGCGAUGAGCUGCCCACCUUGCACGAGGUUUUAUGGGAACUAGAAACCUUACGUCUCAUAAAUCACUUUGAAAAGUCCAUGAGGGGAGAGAUCGAGGACGACGACGAGUUGUACAUAGUGGACAGCAACGGGGAGGCCCAGCUGUUCGACUUCACUGGCCAGGACUUCGAGAAUAAGCUUCGAGUUCCGAUUCUUGAAAUCCUGAAAUACCCUUACCUGCUUUUACACGAGCGUGUCAACGAGCUGUGUGUGGAAGCGCUGUGCCGGAUGGAGCAGGCGAACUGCUCCUUUCAGGUGUUUGAGAAACAGCCUGGGAUCUACUUGUUGCUGGUCCAUCCUAAUGAAAUGGUGCGGCGUUGGGCAAUCCUGACAGCAAAAGGCUUGGGGAAGGUGGAGCGGGACGACUACUAUGACCUACAGGAGGUUUUUACGUGCCUCUUCAAAGUCAUCGAGUUGGGGCUUUUGGAGAAUCCGGACAUUUAUACCACCUCUGCCCUCGAGAAGGGGAAACUGGUCGUCCUGCCCUCGCACAUGUACGACACGAGCAGCCACAAGAACUACUGGCUAGGGAUCUGCAUGCUGCUGACCAUCCUCGAGGAGCAGGCCAUGGACUCGCUGCUGCUGGGCUCCGACAAGCAGAACGACUUCAUGCAGUCCAUACUGCACAUCAUGGAGAGGCAGUCGCAGGAUGAUAGUGAAGAUCCUUUCUGGCCAGCAUUGCACUGUUUCAUGGUGAUUCUGGAUCGCCUGGGGUCCAAGGUCUGGGGUCAACUUAUUGAUCCGAUUGAGGCAUUUCAGACCAUUAUCAACAAUGCAAGCUACAACAGAGAGAUCCAGAAUAUCCGGAACAGCUCUGUAAGGACCAAGUCCGAACCGGAGUCGUGUCUGGAUGAUAUGGUGACUUGCAGCCAGAUUGUAUACAAUUACAAUCCUGAAAAGACCAAAAAGGACUCGGGCUGGAGAUCGGCCAUUUGCCCGGACUAUUGCCCAAACAUGUACGAAGAAAUGGAGACAUUGGCCAGUGUGCUCCAGUCGGAUGUCGGUCAAGACAUGCGCGUUCACAACAGCACGUUUCUGUGGUUCAUCCCUUUCGUUCAGUCUCUCAUGGACCUUAAGGACCUGGGUGUGGUUUACAUACUAGAGGUUAUUAACCAUCUGUACUUCCAAGUCAAAGAUGUCCUCAACCAACCAGUCGUCACAUGUGACAAAGUCACUGAAUUUUUUUCCCUGAUUUUGGUGUCUGUGAUCGAGCUCCACAGAAGCAGGAAGUGCCUGCACUCGCUCUGUGUCAACUCCCAUCGGUGGGUGGAGGCCGUCGUGAAGUGUGCCAGGCUCCCCACCGCCGCGUUCGUGCGGAGUUCCGAGAAGUCGGCCGGCAGCGGCUCCAGAGGACCAGCAGCGACAUCACUGUCCCUGCAUCCAAUGCCGUCUAACUCGGUCCAGCUGGCUUGUGUGCAGCUGAUUAGAAGUCUCCUUAAAGACGGUCAUCAGCUUGGGCAGCAAACUCUUUGUAAGGAAUUCUGGGAUAAACUCAACUUAUUCCUGCGAGGAAAUUUAUCUCUAGGUUGGCAGUUGACUAAUCAGGAAACCGAAGCGCUACAGUCUUGUUUAAAGCAAAUUAUUAGAAACAUGAGACUCAGAGUACCUCAGCAUACCGCUCUGGUGGAGCUGGCUCCUUCCUGUAAAACUCCUCCUGCGUCUUGUGGUAAAGAAGAAAGUGAAGAAGCAGGGAAGGCGUGUGGAAAAGACCUGCGCUGUCUGGAAAGCCCAACGUUUUCUAAACCGAUGAAAGCUGAUGUGUGUCAAGUGCAACAGAGGAGCCUAGUAAGCAAAGUGAGUAACGCCAUGGAAGAGGAUAAUGGGAAGAAUUACAUAAAAGAUUUGAAACUGGAGGACCAUCUGUCAGCUGAGUCAUGCUUAAAGCAGAGUAGUAAAAACCUUUUCCCUGAAAGAGCCCAACAUCAAGUUAAAGUAUGUACAAGGAAGCAGAAUCCUGUAAAACAUAAUUGCUCAUGUGCACCACAGAACUGUACUUCAAGAAAUAGCCCGGAAAGGGGGUGUGGCCAAGGAGCGACUAUGUCCAUGCGCCUGUCGGCUGAUUCCGGUGCAGAUCCUCCGGAGAAGGGGUCCACAUCAAAGGAGGACUUCUCUUCACAGGAUGAUGUCCUUGGCAGAACCUCAAAAGCAAAAACGAGGGCACAGAAAAGUGAAAUCUGUGCUAAGUUAUCACAUGUAAUAAAGAAGCAACACAGGAAAAGUGCUUUGGUCAAUAGUACUGUGAAAUUAGAGGGAGACCUGACGGAAUCUAACAUUGAGAAUGUCUGUUCAAGGCAAGGCACAGGAGGUCAGAAAGGGGACAGCUUCCUGCACGAUCUCACUUUAGACCCUGAGGAUAUUCCAGAAAGUAAACAUGGAGGGUGCGGAUCUCCUAGCAGUAUAUUGCUGAAAAAGAAACAAUUGAAGAAGGAAGAGUUAGGUGGGUUUUCUUCCCAUGAAAACGAUUGUCAAAUACAGGACUGUCAUUUUGAUACUAAAGAUUUGGUCUUGUUUGCAGAAGGGACCAGUACUUCCAUGCAUAGAGCAUCUCCUUUUAAAGAUCCUAUGAGUUCACCUGAAUCAACUCGAAAGAAAGUUAGCAAGGGUGCUGAUCAGGUUUCUUCUAACUUGAUAGAACAGGUCCCUAGCAUCACCCUUCAGUCUGACAUCUUAACAGAUUCUCAGGUGGACAGAGAUCUCCACAAAUUAUCAUUGAUGGCUCAAGCCAGUGUUACCACAUUUCCAUCAGAUUCAGCUCCAAAAAGCUCACCCCAGCUACAAAGAAAAGUAAAAGAUAAAAAAGGUUUCAGAGCCAACCAAAGUGAUGUCAGAGAAACCUGCUGUGGACAAGUCAUCAUCAUCUCAGAUUCCGACGACAAUGGUGAUGAUGAAGGAAUCCUGGAUCUGGAGAGACACUGGAGACGAGAUACAGCGUGCGCUGGGGAGGAGUGUCCCGAGCCACGUGCUUCGAUGGCUGGUGCGGACGUGGAAGGGAAGAUGACAGAAGAAGAAAGGACAAAUUCCCCCUUGGAGUUUGAGGACUCCGAUUCUCAGGUGUUUGAGUUUGAAAGCCAAAGGGACAUAUUUUCAGUUUGGCAAGAUCAGACACCAGACAAGAAUUCAGGUCAAGGGGAUGAAAAGAGUUCGUGUUGGACUCCCGCGGCAGAUACCACCAAUGACUGGGGCUAUGAUACGGAUUACCCCAUGCCCGAGGAAGUUACUGAAAAAGAAUCAGAGGGCACCGAGCGCGCACAACCACAGAGCAGUAGUACUGGUGAGGAAUCCUGUGCAGUUCAAAUAAAAAAACCUAAGAGGAAAAAAAUUGAAAGACCAGUGGCUAAAGAUGGUUUAAGGCCUUCAUCUUCUGUCAGAAACGAGGACCAGUCUGACACUGGCAAUGAGAGUGAGCGAACUGAAAAUAACAGGAGUGCAGGCGCAAGGACCGCUCCCAAAGCAGGUGCUCCGAGAACCGCCUUGGUUUCCCUGAAGAAGGCUUCGCCAAAGCCUUGUACUUACUCCAGACCCGUUCGGAGAGCCCCAGCUCCCAAAACUGCCAGGAAGACACAUUCAGACGCCAGAAGAGGGCAGAAUAAGGGCUCCCAGUGCAUCAGCUGCAGGACGGUGCCCUUCAUAGUGCCGCCCAAGAAGGACCGCCAGUGUCCCGAGCCCGCCUCCACCGCGGAGCGGCUCGGGCUGAAGAAGGGCCCUCGCAAGCGCCAGGCCUUCGACCUGUCGCAGAGGUCUCGGGACUGCACAGCGCGGUUACGCGCCCACGGCAGAAACGUCGGCGCCAUUGAUACUGGAAAAAAGACUAAACUGAUUUCUCCUCAGGCUCAUUCUGUGAAAGAUAAGAAACUGCUCGUGAGUCAAGAUCGUCAGUUUCAAAGGCAGACGAGACAGAGGUCUAAACAAAACAGGCAAGGACGCCCUGAUUCUACACGUGCCAGUGCCGCGAGAGCGGGACCACGGGCGGCUCGGAGCUCUGACGCAGCUGCAGCAGAGCCGGGCCGGCCGGGUUGCAGCGACAGAGGAGGGACCGAGGUCGUGGCUCACAGCUGUGGGAACCAGUCGUUGAGCUGCGCGUCUCCUGAACGAGGACCCGCUAAAGCACGAUCUGCUCCUCGGGCGGCUGCCGGGGCUUGUCUUUCGGGCCCGUGUAGUUCCCCAGUGUUCAAUGGAAGACGACCAGCGAGCGAAAUCACGGUCUCCACUUCCGAAGGCACUCCAGCUAGAGGGGACCUGACCGGACAUCACCUAGAGGUGGCAGCUUUGAAGAAGGCAGAGCCUGACGACGACAGUGACCCGGAGGGAAAUGAUCUCUUUUUAACACAACACGAUCCCGAAGAUAUGGACUUGUGUUCGCAGAUGCAGGACGAUGACGAUAAACUCAUCGAAGUGGUUCCCGGGGAAAACAGAGCUCGGGGAGAAGAGGAUUCUGCACACCAGCCUCGGUUGGAGUCUCUCAGUAGCGCAAAAUGUAAGCACCAGGGCUGUGUCGAAGCUGUGAAGACCCAGGGCGACUGCUGCUCGAAACACUCCGCGGCCAAAGCGGCCGACGAAGACGUCUUCCGCAAACCUGGCUUGCCACCUUCUGCCUCUAGACCUUUGAGACCUUCCACCACUAAGAUUUUUAGCUCAAGUGGUACUUCACGGACUGCUCAUCUCUCCAAGUCUUUGGAAAGCAGCUCAGCACUUCCAGCUGUAAAAAAUAAGUCAAGUGGGGGACGGUCUGCUUUGAAAGCACCACAGCCAGCCCCUCCGGGGUCUCCGAAGCCAGCGGGCAAAGGGAAGGGAUUGUGCAACAUUCAUUCUUCUCCGGCGUCUCCGGGGUCUCCGAAGUCACCGGGUGAAGGGAAGGGAUCGUGCAGUGUUUAUUCUUCUCCGGCCCCUCCGGGGUCUCCGAAGCCACCGGGUGAAGGGAAGGGUUUACGCAACGUUCUUCGGUCUCCAGUGUCUCCAAAGCCAUUGGGUGAAGUGAAGGGUUUGUGCAACGUUCUUUCUCCAGCUCGAAGUAAUUCCAGCAGACAAGCUUACAAACUGCCGUUUGGUGAGAGCAGACCUCUUCCAUCUUCUCUGGACAGCACUUCGCCGCAGUCCGUCUCUGACACCUUCGUUAAAGAGGUCUUGAAGUGGAAAUAUGAGAUGUUCGUGAACUUCGACCAGUGCGGGCUGCCAGCAAGUCUUUGUCAGACCAUCUCAAGACCUGUGCCUGUCAGAUUCCAAGAUUGUAACGAUUAUUUUAACGUUUUCCUUCCUUUGAUGGUAGUGAAUACUUUCGAAUCAGUAGCACAGGAAUGGAUCAGCUCUCCAAAUAAAGAAAAAUUCUAUGAGUUGCAUUUACGAAAAUUUCCUGUAGAAUACAAAAAAUACUGGGAGUUUGUUGUUUCUCUUCAGGAUUGUGAACUAGCUAAACAGCUUCACCCGAAGGAGAAUGACUUGGUGUUUUUGGUCCUUGAACGACGGAGUGGAGAGAAGAGAGAUGUGGAGGGGAACCCUGUCCAGGGUCCCCGUGAAUACCACUGCGCUUACGUCCAUAAAUUCCGCCGCACGUCAGCCCUGCGUAAUGGGAAAUAUGAGUGUUUCCUUUGCAUCCAGACUCAAGAUGACUUGCCAGUCAAUCUGAACGAAUUUGUAAAAUGUAUUGUAAUCAGUUCUCUGGUAACUACGCAAAGGAAAUUGAAAGCCAUGACGUUGCUGAAUGGUCGGAACCAGCUGGCCAGAGCUAUCCUGAAUCCAAACCCCAUGGACUUCUGUACGAAAGAUUUACUGACCACGACAUCGGAGAGAAUUGUGAGUGAUGGUUGUGUGAUGGCGGGAAGUCAGAAGGUGUCCUGUCCUUCGACUGCCUACCUAAGAGAUUUCAACGAAGAACAGAAGAAGGCGAUCGAAACCGCCUAUGCCAUGGUGAAACACUCCCCGGCGGUUGCCAAGAUCUGUCUCAUCCACGGGCCCCCUGGGACGGGGAAGUCGAAGACCAUCGUCGGCCUCCUGUACCGCCUGCUGACGGAGAGGAGGGGGCACUUGGAUGAAAACUCGAACGCCAAGAUCAAGCAGAACCGCGUGCUCGUGUGUGCGCCUUCCAACGCGGCCGUGGACGAGCUGAUGAAAAAGAUUAUUCUUGAAUUCAAAGAAAAGUGUAAAGACAAGAAGAAUCCUAUGGGAAACUGUGGAGAUAUCAAUUUAGUACGUCUGGGGCCAGAAAAGGCUAUUAAUAAUGAGGUCCUAAAAUUCAGUUUGGACAACCAAGUCAACCACAGAAUGAAAAAAGACUUACCAUCUCACGUUCAGGAGAUGCAUAAAAGAAAGGAGUACCUGGACCAUCAGCUAGAUGAACUUUCCCGCCAGCGUGCUCUCUGCCGAGGUGGGAAGGAAAUGCAGAGGCGAGAAUUAGAUGAAAGAAUUGCUCAUGUUUCCAAAGAAAGGCAGGAACUUGCUUCUAAAAUUAAAGAGGUUCAAGGACGCCCGCAGAAAACCCAGAGCAUCAUCAUCCUGGAGUCUCACGUCAUCUGCUGCACCCUGAGCACGAGCGGCGGCCUGCUGCUCGAGUCCGCCUUCCGCGGACAGGGGGGCGUCCCCUUCAGCUGUGUCAUCGUCGACGAGGCGGGGCAGGCGUGCGAGGUCGAGACCCUCACCCCACUCAUCCACCGCUGCAACAAGCUGAUCCUCGUGGGCGACCCGAAGCAGCUCCCCCCCACGGUCAUCUCCCUGAAGGCGCAGGAGUUCGGCUACGACCAGUCGAUGAUGGCCCGCUUCUGCAAGCUGCUGGAGGAGAACGUGGAGCACAACGUGAGUGGUAGGCUGCCCAUCCUGCAGCUGAACAUGCAGUACCGGAUGCACCCCGACAUCUGCCUCUUCCCCUCCAACUACGUGUACGGCAAGAGCCUGAGGACCAACAGGGUGACGGAGACCAUCCGGUGCUCGUCGGAGUGGCCGUUCCAGCCCUACCUCGUGUUUGACGUCGGAGACGGCCUGGAGCGGCGGGACAACGACUCUUACGUGAACAUUCAAGAAAUAAAAGUGGUCAUAGAGUUGAUCAAACUUCUCAAAGACAAGAGAAAGGACGUUACUUUCCGGAACGUUGGCAUCAUAACCCAUUACAAGGCUCAGAAGAUGAUGAUUCAGAAGGAGUUGGACAAAGAAUUUGAAGGAAAAGGGCUCGCGGAAGUAGAUACCGUGGACGCGUUUCAGGGUCGUCAGAAAGACUGUAUCAUUGUCACGUGCGUCCGAGCGAACGCUGUGCAAGGUUCAAUUGGGUUUCUGGCGAGCUUGCAGAGACUGAACGUCGCCAUCACACGAGCCAAGUACAGCCUCUUCAUCCUGGGCCACCUGCGGACCUUGAUGGACAAUCAGCACUGGAACCACCUGAUUCAGGACGCACAGAGGCGCGGCGCCAUCAUCAAGACCUGCGACAAAAACUAUAGACACGACGCAACGAAGAUCCUGAAACUGAAGCCCAUGCUGCAGCGAAGUCUGACCCACCCCCCCGCCCUGGCCCUAGAGGGCUUCAGCCUCCGGGGCGGCUCCCCCAGCAGCAGGCCUGACGAGAUUAUCAAGGCGCUGUCUGCGUCUUUCCUGAACGGCACGGCCCCCGACCCUAAGGAAGCUGCUGCUACCGCUGCUGCCAGGGACCCCGAGAGGCCUCCAGUUAAGGACCAGCCGCGGGACCCACGACUGCUUAAGAGAAUGGGCCUGAGCUCUGAAGCGCAAGGGAAGUGCCUGAGGGAUCCGGAGCCCUCGAGCCCCCAGCACCAGGGAGCAACGCCCCCCUUGGGUGAGCCCGGCUUCCCUGGGAGCCCCCAGGUGCCAGGCAGCACCAUGGAGUGGUCCACAGCCACAGGGAGCGUCCACAGGCCGCACGCGCCGUGUGAACCUCCUGCUGCCAGUGCCGCCGCCACGACAAGCGUGUAUGACCAGGAGUGGGGGCACAGCCACCAAAGAGACGCCAGGGCUUUCAGGGACUGGGACCAGGAGAUGCCUAGCCCUGCAAGCCAUCGCCCCAAGAGGAACUCGGGCCGGGACCGGAGACCGGAGAGGGAGGACAGCCGCUCAAAGAGGAGGAAACUGUAGGGAAGCCGGGGACAAGCACCCCGGCCACAAGCACCGCCGCCAGCUUCAGGGGGCCGGCCGGUGGGACUGUCCAGAUAAGACUCGCGUUUCCUCAGAGGAGUGUGUGCGCUGCCGGAACGUGGGGAACGCAGCCUGACCCCAGGGCCUGUGGGUCACCCUAGGUACCUUCCUGCCCGUAGCAAACCCUCCCAGGGGGCGUGCGAGUGUCAGCUGUGAUGCCCGAGGCUGCGGGCUUGACCGCCGGUCUCUCGUUCUCCUGUAAAAGCGUCGGUCCCACCGAGUGCGUGUCGGAGAAGCUGAAAUACGCAUUUGCAUAGCAAACGGCAAAGUCCUUUUAAAGUUUAAUCCGUAGACCGCUUUUCUCUCCCCUGCUUACAAUGCUGAUUAUUUUCACCAGAACCAACUUUGUUUUAAAAGAAGAAAGAAAAGCAGGAGAGAGACAGGCCCUCUCGGUCCUCGUGAGGCAGGCCGGGCGAACUGUCUCAGGUGGGAACGGAACACCCGCUCCGAGGGAAGGCUGGGAGGGGGUGCAGGUCCUUGGAGUUCAGACCAGGGUCAGAGCGGGCGUCUCCUGCGGCCUUCGGGAGCUCUGUCGGCCUGUGAGGACGCGUGGUGGUGCAGUGUCCCCGGUGCGGGGCCUGGCCCCCGCGGGGUGGGAGGGACCUGGACAGAGGAGCGGGCGCCAAGUCUCAGAGCCCAGCUUCCCGAGCACGCACGGAUCGCCCAGGGACUAUCCCAAGUGAGAACGCACAGCAGCAGCGGCGGCGGCUGGCAGGUGUGGAGCCAGGCUCGGGGCGACACGCUCCACCCACCAGCUGAUGGGGGGAACAGGCCCUGGAGCUGGGUGGGCCCCGCUUGAAACCUUCCUUGUUUUCUGCUGCUUAAGCAGACAGGGCUCUGCACUCCUCAGAGAUUUCUACCGAGUAGAUUACUGAGAGUUGUUUAAAAAGCAGCAUUUGGUUGCCGAAAGUCUCGGCACCACACUUCCCCAUGACCCGUGUCCUCCCUGGUGCCCAGACGGCGCUCCUGUCAGCAGGGAGCACGCCCUCCCCAUCUCGGGGGAGAGGCAGUCCUGGCCGAGCCAGAGAGGGCGGUGCGGGGUGGGGCCGGGGGCCCUUGGAGCUUCACGCGUGUGUCUGGGCACGAGAGCUCAUUGCUGCUCCGAGUUUCCUUUUCUGCGACCCUGGCAAAGUGCUCGGUGGAGCAGACCCUUGCAGUGGUGACCAUUUAGGAUUAAAAACGCUGUGAGCUGGGGCACGAGACGAGACCCACGAUGCAGUGAGGACCGCAGGCCCAAGCAGUGUCGCUUUCCAGAAAGCUUGGCACCUGCCCCCUCGGGGCGUCCCCGCUGGCCCGCCCGGUCUGGUCGUGCACGAUCCAGUCAGAGACCUGCACUGCCCUUCCCAAGGAGCACGCCUGUGCCCCGGGCCCCUCCCGGGCAGGCCCCUCCUGCCCAGCCUUGCCCUGGAAACCGUUCCUCGUUCAGCUGGUGAGAGCAUUUGUGUAAAGCCUUUCCUGUGUGUCGCAAGGCCAUUCUCAAUGUGGCUGUCCCUCACGGCAGUGUCGCUGCGGGAGAUCAGUUCACUGCAAGGUGAGGAAGGGCCCAUGGCUUUGUCCUCGCCCGGGCGUGGUGAGAACCUGUCUUCUCCCACUGUCUGUUCUUUCAACACAAGUGGGUUUCACUCUGCUUCUUCGGUGCAACUGGCCUUGGGUGCACAGGUCACGUUUCACGCAGUGUCAGGAGCCAGUUUUGAUAAGUACAUGUCAAUAAUCUGUAAAUGAGUUUUAUAACCGAGAUGCACUAAACUAUUUUCUGAAGCUAGUUGUGCACAUUAUAAUUUUUUGCUGGAGCUUUGAUUUUUCUAUGCUCUGAAUUCCCAGCAGGGAUUUGGCAGAUGUUCAAUCUGUUCUCUUUGUUAAAACUUAAAUUUUAAGAGAAAAGAGCAGAAUUAAAAAGUGGAAACACGA
Phyllostomus hastatus (greater spear-nosed bat) is the source of this 10633-nucleotide messenger RNA. RefSeq names its product senataxin (gene SETX). The coding region runs from base 395 to 8665 and encodes 2756 amino acids. The transcript has 27 exons. Gene Ontology annotation, biological process: termination of RNA polymerase II transcription. Gene Ontology annotation, molecular function: helicase activity; transcription termination site sequence-specific DNA binding. NCBI's taxonomy places the organism in Eukaryota, Metazoa, Chordata, Mammalia, Chiroptera, Phyllostomidae. The record is from RefSeq and is a predicted model, not a curated record. Gene Ontology annotation, cellular component: nuclear body.